AUUCGCUCGCUCAUCGCGCCCCUGAACGGACCGUCCGCUCGCUGCUCCCCUGGAAAAGGAUCUCCCGUGCUUCGUUGUCUUCGAGCCCGCUGUCCAAACCACCGUCAGGCAUCAUGUCGGAAGCAGAGGUGAGCAAGCCCGCAGCCACUCCCAAGGGGAAGCCCGGUCGCAAGGCCGGCACCGGUGCCAAGAAGGCCAAGAAGCCCGCCAACCACCCCAAGUACACCGAGAUGGUCAAGGAGUCCAUCGAGUCCCUCAAGGAGCGUGGCGGUUCUUCUCGCCAGGCCAUCCACAAGUACAUCUGCUCCCAUUUCGACGUCGGCAAGGACACCAAGGUGGUGAACACGCAUCUCAAGUUGGCGCUCAAGCGCGCCGUGUCCUCCGGACUCCUGAAGCGCUCCAAGGGCACGGGCGCGUCUGGGUCCUUCCGGAUUGCUGACAAGGUUCCUGCGGGCGGCGCGGCCAAGAAGGCGACCAAGCGGGUGGCCAAGAAGCCGGCGUCUGCGAAGCCGAAGAAGGCGGCGGCCAAGCCCAAGGCAGCGAAGUCCCCGGCGAAGAAGGCGGCGGCCAAGCCCAAGGCUGCCAAGACGUCGGUGAAGAAGGCGACGACAGCUAAGCCUAAGGUCGCCAAGAAGCCCAAGUCGCCCAAGAAGGCGAAGUCGCCCAAGAAGCCCAAGGCCAAGAAGGCGACACCCAAGAAGGCCGCCAAGAAAUGAGCUUCUCGGCGUCCUUGUCAUCAUCACAACCAUCAUCCUCAUCCAUCAUGCCCAUUGACUUCGAUCAGCGAUCACCUGUCAUCAUCCCAUCGUAUGCCAUCGGAAGACCUCACCUUCAUUCGCCAUCUCGGAAGUCAUCAGAUGGCCGCCGUCUCGUCUGCUAACGGUGCGGCGCUCCCGAAGUCAUCUUGUAAAUACUUGUUUAUUUUUUUUCUUAUGUCAUCGCCAUUUCAUUUGUGUGUGUAAAUUAUACUUUUCAUUUGGCGGAGAUCUUGGUGAUUUACCUCCCAAGUUCUGGCUUGCUUCUAAAAGCUUGCGAGUAUAUUUUUUUUUCCCCUCGCAUCAUUGUGAUUGUCUCAUCUGCGAAUGUUGUCGCAAUAAAUGGAGAUUUUUUUUAUGCAAAGUGAAAA
This is a messenger RNA of Ixodes scapularis (black-legged tick), 1126 nucleotides long. Its product is annotated as histone H1-delta. NCBI's taxonomy places the organism in Eukaryota, Metazoa, Arthropoda, Arachnida, Ixodida, Ixodidae. The record is from RefSeq and is a predicted model, not a curated record. Gene Ontology annotation, cellular component: nucleosome; nucleus. The transcript has a single exon. Bases 114 to 716 code for a protein of 200 amino acids. Gene Ontology annotation, molecular function: double-stranded DNA binding; structural constituent of chromatin; nucleosomal DNA binding. Gene Ontology annotation, biological process: nucleosome assembly; negative regulation of DNA recombination; chromosome condensation.